CAGUGGAAGGAUGCCUCGUUACAGUGACCGCCAUGCAAACACGAGACUUUAUGUUGGACGCCUAUCUUCGAGAGUUCGUUCGCGUGACCUUGAGGACCUUUUCAGCAGAUAUGGAAGAGUACGGGAUGUGGACCUGAAGUACGACUACGCCUUUGUUGAAUUUAGUGAUCCACGAGAUGCUGAUGAUGCAAGGUAUAAUUUGGACGGACGAGAAUUUUACGGUGCUCGUAUUAUUGUUGAAUUUGCCAGAGGGGUAAGUAUAGAUCCAUUUACGUUAACAAGCAAGAUUUGAGAACCAAGAUCCACUUGUUUUCUUUUCUGUUAAUCCCUUGUUUUGUAGCAUUUGUUGCAGCUUUGAAUUUCACCUACUUAGGU
This is a messenger RNA of Phalaenopsis equestris, 375 nucleotides long. Its product is annotated as serine/arginine-rich splicing factor RS2Z32-like. Gene Ontology annotation, biological process: mRNA splicing, via spliceosome. Lineage: Eukaryota; Viridiplantae; Streptophyta; Magnoliopsida; Asparagales; Orchidaceae. The transcript is spliced from 3 exons. Gene Ontology annotation, molecular function: mRNA binding. The record is from RefSeq and is a predicted model, not a curated record. Gene Ontology annotation, cellular component: nuclear speck. Bases 11 to 292 code for a protein of 93 amino acids.